This is a messenger RNA of Thyridium curvatum, 561 nucleotides long. RefSeq lists its product as uncharacterized. NCBI's taxonomy places the organism in Eukaryota, Fungi, Ascomycota, Sordariomycetes, Thyridiales, Thyridiaceae. The record is from RefSeq and is a predicted model, not a curated record. The coding region runs from base 1 to 561 and encodes 186 amino acids. The transcript has a single exon.
AUGGCCAAAGUCACAGCAUGGGAAGACCUUGCAUUCUUCCAUGAGGAAGUCGAUGACGAAACUGGCGAGUUUCAGCACGCAACCUUUGCGCUGGUCGACAACGACAACCUGGCCUACUUUGGCAAGACAAAUCAUCCUAGACGCAACGCCACCUUUAAACAACUCACGUCUGCCCUUGUUCAUAUCCCGGAACAUACCAUCUUUCCGGAAUGGGCGCCGCAUCGCGGGAAUCUCACACUGGCGGAGGAGACCCAACUCAAUACCUACUACAUCAAACGCCCAAAUCUUGCCAUGUACGAUGUCUUCCAAGAACAUAAGGUUCUAGACUUGAUUCCCAAGGGCCUGCUCGAAGAAGCCAGAACAAUGGAAAUGCUAUCCCUACACCCCCACCCCAAUAUCGUCCGUUAUCAUGGCUGCCGAGUUCGCCGUAACCGCAUCACCGGCCUGGUCCUCGAUCGCCACCCCAACACGCUCUCUGAUUAUUUGAAGAACAAGAUAGGGCCGAUCAACAAGGAGCCCUUCAUGCAAGCCCUCGAGUCGGCCAUUCAUCACCUACACUAG